GCGAGGCCCCCUCGGUCCGCGCGUCAGGCUCCGCCCCGGCACCCAGGCCCGACCGGAUCUCUGCAGCCGCCGGCGAGAUGCAGGCCUCGGCGCUGUCGCUGGAGCAGCUGCGCGCCCUCACCGAGCUGCCGGAGCUGGAGGCGGCCUACGGGCGCCUGUGCCGCGAGGAGGGCGAGACGCGGGCGGAGCUGGAGCUGCUGCUGGAGCAGCGCGGCGCCCUGGAGGGGAAGGUGGCGGCGCUGCACCGGAUGGGCCCCAACCUGCAGCUGAUCGAGGGGGACGCGCAGCAGCUGGGGGGCACCAUCGCCUUCACCUGCCGCCUGGCCGAGAACGUCAGUAGCAAGGUCCGCCAGCUGGACCUGGCCAAGAACCGCCUCUACCAGGCCAUCCAGAGAUCAGAUGAUAUUUUGGACCUGAAGUUUUGCACUGAUGGUGUCCAGGCAGCCCUGCGGAGUGAAGACUAUGAGCAGGCAGCAGCUCAUGUCCACCGCUACCUCUGCUUGGACAAGUCGGUCAUUGAGCUGAGCAGGCAGGGCCAGGAGGGUACCAUAACUGAUGCCAACUUGAAGCUCCUGCAAGAAGCAGAACAGCAGCUGAAGACUAUUGUUACUGAGAAAUUUGAGGUUGCCAUGAAGCAGGAAGACCUGGUCCAAGUGGAACGCUUCUUCAAGAUCUUCCCCCUGCUGGGCCUGCAUGACGAAGGGCUGAGUAACUUCUCCAGAUACCUUUGCAAGCAGGUUGCUAACAAAGCAGAAGAGAAUUUACAGUUAGCGUUACAGACUGACCCAACAGACCGGCGAUAUGCAGUCCUGUUUGCAGACACACUGACGCUCCUCUUUGAAGGGAUUGCACGUAUUGUGGAGACCCACCAGCCCAUUGUGGAGACAUACUAUGGGCCUGGCAGGCUUUAUGCUUUGAUCAAGCAUCUGCAGGCGGAAUGUGAUCAGCAGGUGGAGAAGGUGGUGGAGAAGUUCACCCAGCAGAGAGACUACCGUAGGCAGUUCCAGCACGUUCAGAGCAGCACGAUGAGGAGUCUGGCAGGAGAAAAGAUCGAGCCAAGGGAGCUUGACCCUAUUUUAACCGAGGUCACCUUGAUGAAUGCCCGCAGCGAACUCUACCUGAGAUUCAUCAGGAGGCGCAUCACCUCUGACUUUGAGGUGGGAGAUUCUGUGGCCUCUGAGGAGGUGAAGCAAGAACAUCAGAAGUGCCUGGACAAACUGCUCCACAAUUGCUUUCUGAGCUGUGUCAUGCAAGAGCUGAUCGGCUACUACAUCACCAUGGAAGAGUACUUCAUGAGAGAGACUGUGAAUAAGGCUGUGGCCAUGGACACCUGUGAGAAGGGGCAGCUAACCUCAAGCAUGGUGGAUGAUGUGUUCUACAUCGUGAAAAAAUGCAUCGGGCGGGCUCUUUCCAGCUCCAGCAUCGACUGUCUCUGUGCCAUGAUCAACCACUCCAUCACUGAGCUUGAGUCAGAGUUCAGGGAGAUCCUGGGCCACAGGAUCAGGGUGGGCUUCCCGGCCACCCCUUUCCAAGAUUUCCAGAGGGGAGUCACCAGCGCCGUGAGCCUCAUGCAGAGCAGCCUGCAGCAGGGGAAGUUUGACCCUAAAGGCAUCGAGAGCACCGAUGAGGCCAAGCAGUCCUUCCUGGUGACUUUAAACAACGUGGAGGCCUGCAGCGAGAACAUAAUGACGCUGAAGAAGACCCUGGAGAGCGACUGUUCAGAGCUCCUCAGCCAGGGCUUUGGAGGAGAACAAGCUCGGCUCAAGCUGGAGAGCUGCCUUGCGGACAUGGAUGCCGUCUCCAGCAAGUUUCGUGACCUGCUGCAGGAAGGCCUGAAUGAACUCACCAGCUCAGCAGUCAAACCUCAGGUGAAGCCCUACAUUAACCUCUUCCUGUCUGUAUCCCACAACAUUGAGGAGGAAGAGUUCAAUGACUACGAAGCCAACGACCCCUGGGUGCAGCAGUUCAUCCUGAACCUGGAGCAGCAGAUGGUGGAGUUCAAGGCCGGACUGUCCCCCGUGAUCUACGAUAGCCUCACCAGCCUGAUGACCAGUCUAGUCGCUCUGGAGCUGGAGAAGGUUGUUCUCAAGUCCACCUUCAGUCAGCUUGGCGGGCUGCAGUUUGACAAAGAACUGAGGUCCCUGAUAGCCUAUCUGACCACUGUCACCACCUGGACCAUCCGUGACAAGUUUGCCCGACUCUCCCAGAUGGCGACCAUCCUCAACCUGGAAAGGGUAACAGAGAUCCUGGAUUACUGGGGGCCCAAUUCGGGCCCUCUGACGUGGUGCCUGACGCCAGCAGAGGUCCGCCAAGUGCUGGCCCUCCGGAUUGAUUUUCGCCAUGAAGACAUCAAACGGCUGCGCCUGUAGCUGUCCAAGAGCAACUUCCUUAUUUUUAUUUUUAUUUUUGGAAAAUGCGUUGCUCCUUCCAGCCAGGACUGCUGCUGGAGCAGACAGAAGCUUUGCCACUCGCCGCCUUCUUGCUAGGGAAAAUGGGAUGCUGUUCUGUUGGAAAGUGGGAGGAGAAUUGUCCUAGCCAGCAACCUCAGCUGGGUUUGGGCUUCUUACUUAGCUGCAUUUGUGCAAGAUGGUGGCCCACUUGCCCAGCGCAGUUCUGCAGAAACCCAACAUCCCAGGCUUGGGAGGGGUGGUCAAUUCAUGGCAGCACCCCCCCCCCCAAGAGAAAAGGUUUCCCAGACCACGAUGGAAAGGCCCCUUCCUCUUGGGGCUUGGCCCAGGGCUUUGCUCUUGACUGGGGUUGGGGUGGGGUCAGGAGUUUAGCUGGCGCUUUGGCCAGCCGCCUCCUGGAACCUGUCAUGGGUGCUGGGACCCCAGAGGCCAACGUGGAGAAGGCUAAGUGAGCUGCAGACCCAAAGGAAUUUAAAAUAAACUUGCUAACACCAUAAUGCUGUUGUCACAGCUCCAGCAAACACACCCCAAGGAAUCAAAACUCCCAAGGCCGGCAUCUACCUCAAAGUAUAGAUUUAUUAGGCAUGUUAUAUUGGCACAUCUGGGGGAAACCUGACUCUAGAGGACUCGAGUUUUCCCCACCCAAGUCAAACCCCACCGUUCUUCCCCUCAGGUCCCACGUCCAUCACAGGGUCCAACCAGGUUGCAGCCACCAUCUUGGCUGGCUUUGGUCCAUGCCUCUCCAACACCUGGAAGACCAUCGCUGGCUCCCACGGGAAAGAACAUCGUUUUGGCCACACCUCCCAUUAUCUCCACCUCCCCCUUUUAGUUCUCACAGCUCCCACUGGCCUGGCUGUGGCAGCACUGAAGAUGCUCCCAAAAUGGCUCUAGGGCUGACCGCUGUUUGACAAGCGGACAGUAUGCAGGUGUGGGUACAACUCUCAAACAGCUUAAAUGGGCGCCUUGCGGAAUUGGUUUCACAGUUUGGGCUUUCUGUUUAGGAGAAAAGAGGGAAGACGGGAUAUAGCCACCUUCCAAUAUUUGAGGGGCUUCCCAUAAGGAAGAGGGGGGUCAACCUAUUCUCCGGAACCCCUGAA
Molecule: messenger RNA, 3505 nt
Organism: Pseudonaja textilis
Lineage: Eukaryota; Metazoa; Chordata; Lepidosauria; Squamata; Elapidae
Gene: COG4
Product: component of oligomeric golgi complex 4
Biological process (GO): Golgi organization; retrograde vesicle-mediated transport, Golgi to endoplasmic reticulum
Cellular component (GO): COG complex
Source: RefSeq, a predicted model, not a curated record